AACACAAAUCAACUUAAUCCUUCACCCGGUUCAAUAAAAAUCCAUUUUGUCUCUAGCUUUCUAAUGGUUUAGUUGCAAUAAUGGAUUCUUUCCCUUAUGCAAACUCUAUCACUGCUGGUUUAUUCACAAUAAUCAUCGUGUCAUAUUACUUAUCACGAAGAUGGAGAGCUGCCAAUCACAAGGGCAAAUUGUCACCACCUGAAGCCAAGGGUGCAUGGCCUAUAUUGGGUCACCUUCCUUUGUUAGGAGGCUCUACACCUCCUCACAUAACUUUGGGAGCCAUGGCGGACAAGUAUGGACCCCUUUACACUAUCCGCCUUGGCGUCUAUCCGUCAUUGGUGAUAAGCAGCAGCGAGAUCGCAAAAGAAUGCUUCACAACCAAUGACUUGAAAGUAAACUCGCGCCCAAAGAUGGCAGUUGUCGACCACAUUGGCUACAACUACGCCAUGUUUGGGUUCGCACCAUCUGGACCCUAUUGGCGAGAAAUUCGCAAGAUCACCACCUUGGAGUUGCUCUCAAACCGGAGGGUUGAGCUGCUCAAGCACAUUCGAGUCUCGGAAGUAACUACUUUCUUGAAAGAAUUGCACGAAACUUGGAGUACAAGGAAAAAGCAGAGCUCGAAAUCUGGAGUGGUGGUAGAGCUGAAGCAAUGGUUUGGGGACAUGUCGCUGAACGUGAUUGUUAGAAUGGUGGCCGGAAAGAGGUAUUCAGUAGCUGCCGAUGAGGAUGAGAAGAAAGAAGCGCUCAGGGUUCAGAAUGCAUUGAGGGAGUUUUUUCACUUUGUGGGAUUGUUUUUGGUGGGUGAUGCGGUUCCUUAUCUGCGGUGGUUGGAUUUGGGUGGGCAUGAGAAGGCAAUGAAGAAAACUGCAAAGGAAUUGGACGCCAUUGUUGGAGAGUGGGUUGAAGAGCAUAAGCAGAGGAGAGCAAAAGGUGGUGCAAAGGGAGAGCAGGACUUCAUAGAUGCGAUGCUUUCUGUGCUUGAUGGUGCAGACCUUGGCGGUUUUGAUGCUGAUACGAUCAACAAAGCCACAAGCUUGAAUAUGAUUGCAGGAGGUACCGAUACCACCAUGGUGACAUUAACGUGGGCAAUAUCAUUGUUGGUGAACAACCCUCACAUUCUGAAGAGAGCCCUAAACGAACUGGACACGAAAAUAGGCAGACAAAGAGUUGUGAGUGAAGAAGAUAUAAGCAACUUGGUCUACAUCCAAGCUAUUGUAAAGGAGACAUUACGUUUAUACCCAGCAGCACCAUUAUCAGGGCCACGUGAAUUCACUGAGGAUUGCACCAUUGCUGGGUGCCAUAUUCGAAAGGGCACCCGGUUGAUCAUGAACCUCUGGAAGCUCCAAACAGACCCUAAAAAUUGGCCCGAUCCAUUCGAGUUCAAGCCAGAGAGAUUUCUUACCACCCAUAAGGAUGUUGAUGUGAAGGGUCAUCAUUUUGAGUUGAUUCCAUUUGGAAGUGGUAGAAGAGCAUGCCCUGGUUUGGCAUUUGGCCUUCAAAUUGUGCAAUUUACAUUGGCUAGCUUUCUACAUGCGUUUGAAAUCUCGAACCCAUCUAGUGCACCAAUUGAUAUGACGGAGAGUUUUGGGCUGACCAACGUGAAGGCUACUCCACUCAAAGUUCUUAUCAAACCUCGCUUGUCUUUUGAAUUAUAUAAAUAAAAGAAGAAAAUAUAUAAUAUUAUUUGUAUGAAGAAGAGAUUUUCGUUGUUAUUGAUUAUAUACAGAUAUUUGUCCAUCUUUAUGGUCAUAAAAUCAAUAAAGAGCUUAUGAGUAUUUGGGAA
Messenger RNA from Malus domestica (apple), 1783 nucleotides. RefSeq names its product strychnine-10-hydroxylase-like. Gene Ontology annotation, molecular function: heme binding; monooxygenase activity; oxidoreductase activity, acting on paired donors, with incorporation or reduction of molecular oxygen. Lineage: Eukaryota; Viridiplantae; Streptophyta; Magnoliopsida; Rosales; Rosaceae. The record is from RefSeq and is a predicted model, not a curated record.